AUCAUUUUUAUAAAAUUAGUCAUCAACUUCUGAUAAAAACAAAACCCUAAAAUAAAAAAGUUUUAAUCAUUGACUGGCAAUUGGAAGUUGAUCUAAUUAUAUCUCUGUGCAUUCAAUUCGCUGAUGCAAUUCGGCGUUCUUGAAACCCAAUCAAACACACACAGUACACAACAGUUACAUAUUUAAAGAAAGACCUGUUCAUUACUAAAAAAGCCAGACCCGAGUCUUUCUCUCUCUAGCUAUUUUUUCUCUACAGAUUUUGCACUGCAAACCCCAUAAAUUUCAUCACUCUUUUUUGGGAUCUGGAACACUUUAAUUUCCCGAACACAGUAAAGAUUUGAUUUGAUAGGUUUUUUCUCGGAAUGCGAGCUUCUUAGUGAUAGAUUUCUUGACAAAUUCUUCAUCGUGUAAUGUGUGAAUAUUAUUAUAUUGAAAAGUGUGCAAUGAUUGUGUUUUGUUUCAAACUCUGAUUUUUGACCCAGAUCUUGAAAUGUAUUGCCGAUAUUCUGAAUUGGGUGUUUUUCAUUUUCGAAAUCAAAUCUGAGUUGGGUUUUUUUGUUUUUGCUUUUCGUGGUUCAAGAAAGUUGCGAAUUGAUUUUUUUUUUUUUUUUGAGGAAUGAUGGCUCACCCAUCAGACCAUAGGUUGUGUAGUCCUGGAUUACUGAGAUUAGUGUUGGUUUUGGUGGGUGUUGUUUUGGUGGGUUUUGUAGUAGGACCGCCAUUUCUCUGGCUCUUGAAGGGAAAUUCAUCUGUUGAAGCUUCAUGUCCUCCAUGUUCUUGUGAUUGCUCCUCAGAGACCAUCCUCUCCAUGCCUUUAGACUGCGGCAAAGACGAUCCUGAGAUGAGUGAGGAGAUGGAGAAGGAUAUUAUUACUUUACUUUCAGAGGAGCUUAGUUUACAGAAAAAUGUUUCCAAUGAUAACUUAGAACACACAAAGGUGUUGAUAAAGGAUGCUAGGCAAACCUCUUCACACUAUCAAAAAGAAGCAGAGAAGUGCAAUACAGGAGUGGAGACUUGUGAAGAAGCAAGAGAGAAGGCUGAAGCAGCACUGAUAGAAGAGCGUAAACAAACAGAAGAAUGGAAGAAGCGAGCUCUUGAGCAUGGGUGGAAGGAUGAACGAGAAGUGUAUUAGCUGCUUCUUUUUCCCCUCAUUGAUAGUGAUCCAUCGCAAAUAUGCUUGUAUUCUUAUUGCCCAUGGGAUCCAUUAUGUGAAUAUUUCUCUUUUUCUUUUUUCCAUUUUUCUCUUUGAUCCAUUUUGAGAAUUAUUACAAUUGACCUGCAUUGAAGGAGAGAGUAAGUAGUUGUAAGCAUUUCCCACUUAUUGUGUAGGCUUUUCCACUUAUUAUGUAUAUGACAAUGACAUAUUUUGUUCUUGAAAUGAAGUGGAUGAAAAUGACAAGUGACUUAUAUUUUAUUUUA
Messenger RNA from Cornus florida, 1419 nucleotides. RefSeq lists its product as uncharacterized. The coding region runs from base 617 to 1132 and encodes 171 amino acids. NCBI's taxonomy places the organism in Eukaryota, Viridiplantae, Streptophyta, Magnoliopsida, Cornales, Cornaceae. The transcript has 2 exons. The record is from RefSeq and is a predicted model, not a curated record.